Molecule: messenger RNA, 1353 nt
Organism: Carica papaya (papaya)
Lineage: Eukaryota; Viridiplantae; Streptophyta; Magnoliopsida; Brassicales; Caricaceae
Source: RefSeq, a predicted model, not a curated record
UUUUAUUCCCUCUGGUUUGCAGAUAAUAUGUUGCACUUUCUGCUUCUUACGUAGUUCUAUCUCUGCCUUUUUUUUUUCCCCUUGGUUGGUUUUGAUUCUUGAAAAUGGAGAUGAGGGAUAUAAAGCCCGUUUUAACCGCCGACCAUCACCUCACGGCCUCUGCUUCUUCCUCACCGGCACUCCCAUUUUUUCCCGGCGAGAAUGUUUCCGAUGAUUCCACCUUCUUCUCGUCUCCUGACAGCACUAUUCUUCAACCAUUAAUCCCUUUGCCUUAUGAGUACUUCUCAACUUCGCUGUCUCCAAAUUUCUACGCCGAUGAUUAUCCGCCACUUGCGUACGAUACGCCGGCCCAUCAUUUUCUCCAGUUCCCUGAUAAUUUCUCUUCUUCCUCCUGCUCAGCUCUCACUUCGCCUCUCUACCUCGAUUCACAGGCUGCUUUUGACUCCAAUAUUAACUUACUUGACUUCUUCUCCAAACCAGCCCCAGAUCUCUUCUGCAAUCCGGGAACCUCCUCCUCCUUUACUCACUUACCCCAUCUUCACUCAAUCGAACAUGCACAACUCAACCACUCAUCUUCUUCCUCAUCCGCUCGUAACAAACGAGCUCGCUUCGACUAUGCAGCUGCCAGUUCAUCGCAGAGCCUCGAUUCAAUCCUUCAGAGCAACUUCAACUUCCAGAGCUACACCUCAGCUCCACCUUCGGUCACUCCUUCAAAUGAACUGCCUCGGCAACGGCGUCCAAGGAUCAGCGACAAGACUCGGUCCCUGCAAAAGUUAAUGCCCUCCGACAAGAAAAUGGACACGGCAACCCUGCUCGAGGAUGCGUACAAGUACGUGGAGUUCCUCCAAGCGCAAAUCAAGGCUCUCCAGUGGAUGCCGGUAGGCUCAAGCUUCAGCGGCACCGGAGGCGGGGCUCUGACCGAGGUCGGUGCUGGAGUUAACAAUAAUGUACUGGGUUCGCUGGAGACGUUGAAUAGACAGCAGCUGUUGCAGGUGAUGGUGAACUCUCCGGUGGCCCAAACCAUGCUUUACUCUAAGGGAUUCUGCGUUUUCUCUCACGAGCAGUUGCUUCUACUCCGGCGGAUUGCGCAGAAGAAGACGAGUCUUCUCGAACAGAUGCUGUUUGAUCCUUCGAAGAGUUGUCGGUGAAAGAGAUGGCGGCAUCGCGGGUGAGUUUCUUGUUCUGGGUCAUUUUCAUAUUAUGGCGUUUUGAUCAGAGACGACUGGUGUUUGGCACGGUAGAAAAUGGUAAGCUUUCACUUUUUGGUUUCUUUAUUUACGGACAGAAAAUUAAUAUUUUACCGAGUUAUUAAUACUACAAGUAGACGAUGCUGUGAAGUUUUAGUUCUGGAAA